AAGAUCCAACAUGCAUUAUCCCAAGCAAUUCAGAAUUUAUUCUCAGCAUUCGAUCAGGAACCUGACGAACAAGACCCAUUUCGUGAACUACUCGAACGGGUUAGAAAUCUUCCGCUGGAAUUAGUUGCUAUCAUCUGGGAUUUUAUCCCACCCAGUCCCAUCCGGUGCUUGCUUUUUGCUCUGGGCUGCAGAGACUACUCGAUCAACAAUCUCUACCGCGGGUAGAGCGACUUUAUGUUUGCAUGGAGAUAUCGUAACCUAUCUCAGAUCUGUUCUAGGCGGGACAUAUAUUUGCGGUAUUCGCCAAGGGGCCACAAUCUAUGGACAUGAAAGCAAACCGAUCUGUCGAUAUUUCUAUUCCCUUGUCUAUGGCCGCCUUCACCUUUACCCUAGGACCCUAUGGACUUCGAGGGAUUGAUUUCCCUCUGGAAGCUGCAUUCAACUCUGCUAGUGAAGAGAAAGAUACCGAGUGGAGGAGUGUUUUUGACUUAAGGGGUGUUAUUUAUUCUCAGCCUGCACGCGCACUCUUGGUGGACCUGCAGUGGGAUGGCUUGAAAAUUUCCCGCGUCAGCUCUCACAAUAAAUUGGACUUUGGACAGAACUUUCCGUGGAGGGUUAUGGCGUAUAUUCCAUUACACCGAGAUGGAUCCGGGCUGUACGGUCUCACAGCGUUCUGUUCGAGCAAGGGACUGGUUGGCUUAGGAACGCAUUUUCGCUCCAACUCGUCGCUCGUAACUGAAACGCAUUGGUAUGGACACAACAAGAAGGUACUUUCCAUCAGUAAUUACAAGUUCGCUACACAACUUUAUAUCUAGUUUACUGUACAAGAAAUGAUUCAGACUGCAUCUUAAAGAAGGAUAGAGAGGGAAAAAUAUAGUAUAUUAUAAAACUACCCUACUAGUAGUACCUACCUAAUAUUGCAAAUCCAAGGGACGGAGUCAGGGUACUUUACUGGUCCUAAAUUAUGAAAUGAUCCCUAGUUGUCC
Messenger RNA from Aspergillus ochraceoroseus IBT 24754, 986 nucleotides. RefSeq lists its product as uncharacterized. Lineage: Eukaryota; Fungi; Ascomycota; Eurotiomycetes; Eurotiales; Aspergillaceae. The transcript is spliced from 5 exons. The record is from RefSeq and is a predicted model, not a curated record. The coding region runs from base 321 to 815 and encodes 164 amino acids.